UUUCUUUAUUCUACAAAACAAAACAAAGAAAUAAAAGUUUGAUCAGUCCAUUGUGCCUGAUCUAUAAUUAUACAUCAGCAUAGCAACACUUUUUUUUCCUUAAGGGAGAAGCCUAAAAAAAAAUGAAUAAACAGCCACAAUUUAUUGUUGUUAAUACAGGGAAAAAGAAAAGGGCAGUUAUGCCUACACUAUCAUCAACUAGUAGUAAUCAAUUAUCUGAAGAACAAGAUAAUUGGCCUCCUUCAUUAAAAGAAUACGUUGCUCAUGCUUUUGAAAACUGUUUGCCUAAUAAUAAAAAAAAACUGGAAAAGCAACUAAAGAUGAUUAUUCAACAAGCAGAAAAAACAAAUAUGCUCAAUGUUAUUGAUUGGAAUGAACGCGAUUUGCCUUUAGCGUGUAUUGAUAUUAAAAAUCCUAAUUCAAGUCAACUCUUUCAUAAAAAGGCAGCCACAACCAUUGUUUCAAAAAUGGGUAAUAUCGAGUUAACACCUGCAGAAGAGAAGAAGAGACAGUUAAGAGCUAUGCGUUUUCAAGCAACUAAAAUGGGGUCACCUACACCUAUGGAUAUAGAUAAUGAAUUAACGCCCUCUAUGAAUGAUGUGAUUGUUGGCACAAGUAACGCCUUAGAAAAACCUUAUUUUAGACUGACCUCAGCAGUAGAUCCUACGAUAGUUCGCCCGUUAAAAGUAUUAAAAAAAGCAUUUAAAAUGCUUCGAAGAAAAUGGAAAGAGGAAAGUAAUUAUUCAUAUAUUUGUGAACAAUUUAAAUCAAUGAGACAAGAUUUAACUGUACAGAGAAUUCAAAACGAAUUUACAGUCAGAGUUUAUGAAACACAUGCUAGAAUAGCUUUGGAGAAAGGAGAUAUUGGAGAAUAUAAUCAAUGUCAAACACAAUUAAAAUAUCUAUAUAAAAAGGAUAUUCCUGGUUGUGAAGAUGAAUUCUUGGCUUAUCGUAUUCUAUAUUUAAUAUUUUCACAAAAUCAAUCAGAAAUAAACGCCAUGUUGGAAGAGAUGUGUGAUAUUGGAUUAAAUAAUCAUGCUGACUGUAUUCAACAUGCAUUAUUAGUGAGAUCAUGUUUAGCUAAAGGAGAUUAUCACAAGUUUUUUAGAUUAUAUGAAGACGCGCCUAAUAUGAGUGGUUACUUGAUGGAUCAAUUCGUUGAAAGAAUAAGAAUCGAUGCUCUUAUUGUUAUGUGUAAAGCUUAUAAAAUGGGUCUUCCAUUCUCUUUUAUUUCAAAGGAAUUAUCAUUUGACAGUAUUAAGUUAUUAUUCAAGUUCUUUAAGGAACAUGGUAUUCAUAUUCAAAAUAAGAAUAUACUGGAUACCAAAUCUGCUUUACCUAUUUUACUAGCGCAGAGUAAAAAUUACAAUAAAAUUGAUAUUAAGGGUCAAAUUUAAACACUACUCUAUCCUGAUAUACCAACAGACUACAAUGCAUUUAAUUUUCAUUUCUUCAUUAAAACAGUCACAAUAAAAGAAACAGCGAGGUUAUCUAUUCCUUUUUUUUUUUUAUAUUCUUUUUUUCCUUUUCUACCCCUUUUUUUUU
Molecule: messenger RNA, 1545 nt
Organism: Cokeromyces recurvatus
Lineage: Eukaryota; Fungi; Mucoromycota; Mucoromycetes; Mucorales; Mucoraceae
Product: SAC3/GANP/Nin1/mts3/eIF-3 p25 family-domain-containing protein
Exons: 8
Coding region: 123-1397 (424 amino acids)
Cellular component (GO): nucleus
Source: RefSeq, a predicted model, not a curated record